CUGUUGAAGACAGAAACACACUGGCCUCUGCGGAGCGCCUGAUGCCGCGGGGAUUCCGCCUCUUUCUCCGCUUACAACAUGGAUUUCAACGUGAGGAAACUCGCUACAGAUGCUGGGAUAUUCUUUUCACGAGCUGUUCAGUUUACAGAGGAGAAACUGGGACAGGCUGAGAAGACCGAGCUGGACACACACUUUGAGAAUCUGCUGUCCAGAGCUGACUGCACCAAAAACUGGACCGAGAAAAUCUACAGACAGACUGAAGUUCUGCUUCAGCCAAACCCUGGUGCUCGCAUCGAAGAGUUCCUGUAUGAAAAGCUUGACCGGAAGGUUCCCCCGCGGCCCACUAAUGGAGAGAUCUUAGGCCAGUUCAUGCUGGAGGCAGCGAAGGAGUUUGGACCUGGAACCCCGUACGGAAGCACUCUAAUCAAAGUGGGCGACUGUCAGAGGAGACUGGGUGGCGCUGAGAGAGAGUUUCUGCAGACCUCAUCCAUUAGCUUCCUCACACCCCUACACAACUUUCUGGAGGGCGACUGGAGGACCAUUUCUAGAGAGCGGAGACUCCUGGAGAAUCGGCGCUUGGAUCUCGACGCCUGUAAAGCGCGACUCAAGAAGGCCAAAGCGGCGGAGACCAAAGCGGCUUGUGAGGGAGAAUCUGUUCCAGACUUUCAAGAGACAAGACCGCGUAAUUAUGUGCUGUCUGCCAGUGCAUCUGCUCUAUGGAAUGAGGAGCUUGAUAAAGCGGAGCAUGAAUUGCGUGUUGCUCAGACAGAGUUUGACGGACAGGCUGAGGUCACCAGACUCCUCCUGGAGGGCAUCAGCAGCACGCACGUGAAUCACCUGCUCUGCCUGUGUGAGUUUGUGGAAGCGCAGGCGAUGUAUUACAGCCAGUGUCACAAGUACAUGCUGGAGCUGCAGAGAGAGCUGGGCAGUUGCAGUGGAGACAUAAGAUGCCCCGACUCUUUGGAUGUGAAUUCCCACACUGCCAGAAGCCCCACGGACCCGUCUGCUUUCCUGCCGCUGAACUCUGCGUCUCCUCUGGAAACAGACGCUCUGCAGAUUGAAGAAGUUCAGCCGCCAGCCAGCGGCACACGCAAGGCCAAAGUGCUGUAUGACUAUGACGCUGCAGACUCCAGUGAGCUCUCGCUGCUGGCCGAUGAGCUCAUCACCGUGUACACAGUGCCUGGAAUGGACUCUGAUUGGCUGAUUGGAGAGCGAGGAAACCAGAAGGGGAAUGUGCCUGUUACAUAUCUGGAGCUGUUGAGCUAAAGAGGCGAGACACACACACACACACACACACAACACACACACACACACACACACACACACACA
Sinocyclocheilus rhinocerous is the source of this 1329-nucleotide messenger RNA. It is a transcript of the gene sh3glb2a, whose product is annotated as SH3-domain GRB2-like endophilin B2a. The coding region runs from base 79 to 1266 and encodes 395 amino acids. NCBI's taxonomy places the organism in Eukaryota, Metazoa, Chordata, Actinopteri, Cypriniformes, Cyprinidae. Gene Ontology annotation, molecular function: protein binding. The record is from RefSeq and is a predicted model, not a curated record. The transcript is spliced from 13 exons. Gene Ontology annotation, biological process: membrane organization. Gene Ontology annotation, cellular component: membrane; cytoplasm.